UGGUCUUCGAAUUCGGCAAGGCGUCGGGAAGCAAACUAUGAGCUGCUACGUUGAGCGCCAACUAUCAGUGAUAUACUCUAGACUGCAAGGAACAUAACUCAACAGAGAUAGUUAUGUAGCAAUGGUUGACUGUGCGCGCAAUUCGUGGGUCACUUCUUCCAGGGCCGCACCGUAAUGUCUGGCAAACAGACAGGUCGCCCUUUCCCUGUGUUAAAACGCUGUUGCUGCGCUGUUGCACAGUCAAUAGUCAACAGCGUGUUAACCGGCCCCUGGUCCUUCACAACAGCCGUACAUACAGUGCAUUCGUUACUUAGCACCGCGGCUUUAUCUUUCAUACCAAAAAGCCACUCUUUGAUUCUCUAGUCUCUAGCUCUUCCAACAUUCUGUGACUGAAGUGUCACAAUGAACGCCGAGCUUGUCCGGCGAUACGGGCCUGGCAUGUCCUUCUACCGGUCUCACCUCCAGUCCCCAGGCUUAACACAACCUGACAGCAAUUCCGCCAACAGAUACUCUGCGACUCUGCAUACCCUGGAAACGACCAAUGAGAUGCUGAUCAAUAAGAUCGGCAAGCUACGAACGAACACUCAUCGACUCCGACACGAUCUGAUGAACCUGGAGCUGCACGUGAAAGCAUUCAACCGCGAGCUCUUGGCAACCUGGCAGGCAGACACAUUGACGCGACUCAUCGAGGUUAUAUAUGAGCGCCACGGCUGGAAGUUUCCCGGCAGGGUUGCCGUUGGCGACCACAUCUACCUGCCCCGUGAAACCCUCUCCACAUUGUACUUGAAGGCCCUAGCGAGGAUCAAGGAGACGGUCACGAAGAGGUUUGGGCUGCCGAUGCGGUACUGGCAUGCUCUACAGAGAUACCAUGUAGUCGCUCAUCUACGGAGCACCAAUCCCAGCCGGACGGAGAACAGCUUCGCUCGAUGGUUGGUCUCAGUGAAAGAGGUGAAUCGGGGAGCGUAUCGAUUCUGGGGCCGGUUGUUUCCUCUCUGCUAUAACAACCGGUCCGUCGAGCAGAGUGCCACUAUCUUCUGA
Molecule: messenger RNA, 1038 nt
Organism: Aspergillus uvarum CBS 121591
Lineage: Eukaryota; Fungi; Ascomycota; Eurotiomycetes; Eurotiales; Aspergillaceae
Exons: 3
Coding region: 403-1038 (211 amino acids)
Source: RefSeq, a predicted model, not a curated record